Molecule: messenger RNA, 492 nt
Organism: Suillus subaureus
Lineage: Eukaryota; Fungi; Basidiomycota; Agaricomycetes; Boletales; Suillaceae
Exons: 2
Coding region: 1-492 (163 amino acids)
Source: RefSeq, a predicted model, not a curated record
AUGUCUCAAAUGAUUGAGCCAAUCCACUGCACCCAUGCCAAAAAUACAACUGCUCACCCUGGUCAAAUUGUACUGGAUGCCCAACAGAAGUGCCAGACACCCAAAGCAAAGGCAGCUGAUGAGAAGUGUCUCAAAGCUGCUCAAGAAGCCAAGGAAGCACUGGCUGUGGUGGGGCUUAACCAGCUUGCAGAACUGCAGGCCAGCAUGGAAGAAGCCCAGGCGACAAUGACAAAGCCCAAGGCUGUCAGGCCACAUCCUUUACCUAAGAAGCAUGGUAUCAUUAUGAGGGCACAACCAGCAAGGGAGGAUGCUGAUGAAGAUUUCCUGGCAAGUGACGAUGAUUCAGGUGAUGAUGGGAGGAAAAAGAAAGGAGGGAAGAAUGCACGGUUGCUAAGCAAUGCCAUAGUCAAAGCUCACAAGAACUUAUUCACUGCAAAGGCUGAUAGUUGUGAUCAGCCAUGUGUGAACAAGAAAGGCAACUCCUUACCAUGA